GAGGGGGAAGUCGUCGAUGAUGACGCUGUGUGGAGGAAGGCGUUGCUCGUCGCUCUCGCUGGGAACCGACUAGAGGAACGGAAAAUGGCGGACCUCGAAGACGUAACGCUGGACGGGAGACCGCUCCAGACCCUCCGAGUGGCGGAUCUUAAGGCGGCCCUGGAGGAGAGGGGGCUCUCGAAAAGCGGCCAGAAGAACGCUCUGAUCAAGAGACUCAAGGGGGCUCUCAUGCUGGAGAAUCUGCAGAGGACUUCCACUGCUCACAUUGGCCUGCAGCCAAACUCUCAGAUUGGUGAGGAAAUGAGCCAGAACAGCUUUAUCAAACAGUAUCUGGCUAAACAACAAGAGCUCCUGAGGCAGCGUCUGGAGAGGGAGGCACGCGAGGCAUAUGAAACAAAUGAUCAAGAGGACCAUGCAGAAGUUAACAAUAGUACCUCAUGUCCUCCUCAAGCCCAGGAUGUCACACCAGCAUUGGCUGAGCAGCACAAGCCACCAGGCCCCUCUAGUGGAGAGGGAUUUUUUGGUGAAGGAAAUGAUGAAGAGGGUGAGAGGAACAACGAGGCCGACAUGUCCAGUCCUCCUGCGUCUGGCUCUGUGGCUAUGCGUGUUCCUGGUGGUGAAAACCGGCCAGAGAGGGGUUUUGCAUCCAGUGAGGUUGCAGCUGACAGCGAUGAUGAGGAUAGUGAUGAAGCAGAGGAGGACGGUGACGAUGAUGAUUGGGACAGCGGUGCUCGAAGAAGAAAUCUCAGAGAGCCAGCCAGAGUGCCCUCCAGCAGAGAGAGGUCUGGAGCAUCCUGUCAACCCCAGCAGCAACACAUCCCUUCCCUUUUGUCUCCACAGCUCCGCCAACCAACACCUCCCCCCUCCCCACCUCCAGAGUUAUCAUUCCCCUUGCCUGACACCCCUAAACAGAGCCCCCCUAGUCCAGAUGUAGCUCCCCCUAGGCACUCACCCAGUACCUCCAGCUCUGGCUCCUCUAGCAGUGGCAGCCGCAGCAGCAGCCCAGAGCCACAGAGGAGUGGACAUAAUGAGCGCAAACCAGGCCCAUUGACCCUUCUGGCACGUAAAAUGGAGUCAGAAGGUGCUUUCUCAGGGGCAGGUUGGCACGGCGGUGAGGGGGAAGGUGAUAGGCACGAUAGCAGUUUGCCUUCAGCCACAUUGUUUCCUAGAGGAGGACCUCCAGAGGGUCUGGUAUCUGCUAUCACUCACACAGCCAACACUGCAGGCCAUAUGCCAUUUCCCAUGAUUCCGGGCACCAACCAAGGUGUCCCAGGGACACAUUCUACCCAUAUUCAAGUACCUGUGAGUGUGCUUAAAGCCACUGCAACAGACGAGAGGGACAGACAGAGGGGCAUGGAGAUGGAAAGAGAAGAGCUUGAAAGACAGGAACGGCAGAGACAACUUGAGCAAGAAAAAGCAAUGGAGUUAGAGCGGGAAAGAGCUCUUGCACUAGAGCUUGAGGAAAAGCAGAGGGCUUUGGAGAGAGAGCGUAUUGAGCGACAGCAGGCCUUAGAAAGAGAAGAACGAGAAAAAGCCUUACAGAGGGAGAGAGAGCUUGCUCUUGAGCGAGAGAGAAAGGAGAGGGAACUUGUCCUUGAGCGAGAGAGGCAGGAGAGGGAACUUGCUCUCGAGCGAGAGAGGCAGGAGAGGGAACUAGCUUUGGCUCAAGAGAGGGAGGAACGAGAGCAAGCCUUAGCACGAGAAAGAAAGGAGAGGGAACUUGUCCUUGAGCGAGAGAGGCGGGAGAGGGAGCUGCUAGCUUUGGCCAAAGAGAUGGAGGAGCGAGAGCAAGCCUUAGCACGAGAGAGGGCCCUGGAGCGACAGAAAGAGGUUGAAAGACAGAGGGCUCUGGAGGAAGAGCGUUUACAGAAAGAAAGGGAGGAUAGGGAGAAGAGAGAGAGGGAAGAAAUGGAGAGGGCUAUGGAGCUAGAAAGAGCUAAGGCUUUGGAGAGGGAAAGGCAGGAGAGAGAAAGGGCUCUUGAGCAGGAGAGGGAAAGAGCUUUGGAGGCUGAGAGACGGGACAGGAUUGAAAGAGAGAAGACUUUGGAAAGGGAAAGGUUAGAGAGGGAGAAAGCCUUAGAGCAAGAGAGAAUAGAGAGACAGAAAGCACUGGAGCAAGCGAGACUAGAAAGGGAGAGAGUCCUGGAGCAAGAGAGGGUAGAAAAAGAGAAAGCUUUAGAACAGGAGAGAAUUGAGAAAGAGAAGGCCUUAGAGCGAGAGAGAAUUGAAAGAGAGAAAGCCUUAGAGAGGGAGAGACUUGAGAGAGAGAAAGCCUUGGAGUUAGAGAGAAUAGAAAGAGAAAAGGCUAUACAGCAAGAAAGGUUGGAGAGGGAGAGAGCCCUAGAGCAAGAGAGAUUGGAGCUUGAGAGGAAGGAAAAAGAGAGAAUUGAGCGAGAGAAGAAAGAGAGAGAAAGGGAGGAAAAAGAGAGAGUGGAGAGGAAGGCAGCUCUGGAGAAGGAGAGGAUAGAGACGGAAAGAGCUGAAAAGGAGAGGAAAGAAAGGCUAGAGAGGGAGAAAGCUCUAGAGCAAGAGAAACUGGAACAGGAGCGUGCCUUGGAGAAGGAGAUGAAGGAGAAAGAGAGAGCCCUAAAGGAAGAGAGGGAAAGGACUCUCGAACGCCAACGAAAAGAAAAAGAGGAGCAGGAGAGGGCCCUGGAACAGGAGAAAGAUCAAGCUAGGAUGGCCGAAAAGGAGAGAGAGAGUCACCUCCCUCCAUCCAAACGUGGCCGUGAGAUUGGUUUCACCCCCCUGCCCACUCCUCCCUCUUUCUCCACAGGACCAGCUAGAAAAUUAUCGACUGAGGCAGGAGUGCAGGAAGAUGUCCAUGCUCAAAUACCGCGGAGUGAAAGCCAGGCAGCAGAGUCCAGUGCAACCAUGUCACCAACACCUCUGUCACCACAGUCAUCCUUUAAGAAGUUCCGGUUCUUAAGGGACUCUCCAACUCAGCCACAGCCUUCCUCCACUUCCAUGGUUAUCAAGCGGCCCCGGACCUUCUCUGACACCCCACAGCCCCAGGCCUCACCUGUCCUCUCCCCCACCAGUGUUGUGGAAAAACAACAACAGCAGGAAGGACACCGGCCCUCAGCUGAACAGGAAGAUCGAAAGGUGGAGACAAAACCAGAGGUUAUCGCUGGACCACCAGGACCCACAAAAAAAGAGGCUGCAAAAAGCAUACCAGAGGACAGAGAACAGGCAGAUUCAGUGAAGGCUGAACAUGCUGCCAAGGAUUCCACCCAAAAAUCAAAAGUGGAUGAAAGCAAGAGUCCUUCAAGCCAACUAGCACAGCGGGAUGGUAGGGAUGCUAAGAAGGAAGAGAAACAAACAAGACGAAGAUCAACGUCUAAUGAUUCCUCUUCCUCAGAGUCAGACUCUGAGUCCUCAUCAUCUCGGUCCUCUAGGUCGUCUGCAUCUUCUCAAGAGGAAACUUCCUCCUCCUUCAGAGGUAGAAAGGAGGUGAAACCUGUAAGAGACUCCUCACCACAGCACAGGGUGACUGUGGAGAUUCAUGCUGAGGGUUCUAAAGAACUCCCAAAAGCCUCUCCUCUCAAAAGAGCAAUAUCUGGAGACAUGCGUAACACAACUGCUGAUGGAGACAGUCACAUCAAGAAACCGUUCAUUGAAGCUGCACCUGGAGAGGAGACACAAAGAAAAAGAACAAACAGUGAGAGAGAAGAGGAAAAGGACAAACAAAGGCAGGUGAAGGAGACUGGCAUGGAGUCAGAGAAGCUUCCAGAGAACAGCGAGGAGACACCAAAGGCCUUCUCAGCUCGUAAGAUCUCUCUUAGCAGCAACAAAUUGUCCCCAAGCCCUGGCAGUGCGGAGGGUGAGCAAGAGUCAGGGGCUGCGGCCGGUCGCAAGAGGAGGUGGGGUUCUAGCACAGCUGUCACUGCCAAGAAGCCUUCCAUCAGCAUCACCACAGACUCACUGAAGUCUCUGAUCCCCGACAUCCGACCAUGUCUUGGUCAGGAGGCAAUAGUGGAUCUGCACCCAGAGGAAGCUGUCCUCUCUGGGGUUGAGGAUGAAGAGAGGGAACGCUCUGACCAGGACCUUCAGAUACGUCGCACUGUCACACAGGUGGUGCACUUGGAGAGCCAGGAGAAUGGACAGAAAGAAGUGAAGAGGAGCAGACAUGAGGAGCUGGAGGAGGAAGAUCUUCAGGGAGAGAAAGACAGAACAAUGACGCUUGAAGAGAAGAUGGACACCUCAUUUCCUGGAGCAGUGGAAACCCAAUCACCAUCACAUACCAGCCAUGAUGUAGAAAUCAACACUGUGACCCCUAGUGACACCCUCAUUCGUCGCUCCAUCAGCCAGCAGAAAACGGGCGUCUCCAUCACAAUUGAUGAUCCCGUCCGCACAUCCUGUCAGCCUUCACCGCCUCGUGGCAAAGUCUCCAACAUUGUUCACGUCUGCAACCUGGUGCGGCCAUUCACUUUGGGGCAACUGAAGGAGUUGCUCAGCCGAACAGGCACCCUGGUGGAGGACAGCUUCUGGAUUGAUAAAAUCAAGUCUCACUGCUAUGUCACUUACUCGUGCUCAGAGGAGGCUGUUGCCACACGGGCAGCUCUUCAUGGAGUGAAAUGGCCUCAGAGCAACCCAAAAGUCCUUAGUGUGGACUUCUGCCAGCAAGAUGAGCUGGACUUCCACAAAGGCCUGGUGACAGCCGACAGAACUGGAGCAGAGGAACAGGGUCCUGGCUCUGGUCGUGGUCGAACGUCAGGCCUGCCCUCUCUCCUCCCUGAGCGAGACCAGUGGGCUGAGCGUGAGCGUGAAAUGGAGCGCCGGGAGAGGGCCAGAGCAGAGCGGGAGUGGGAUCGUGACAAGGUCAGAGAGUUCGGGAAACCCGGGUCAGAGAAGGAGGGAGGUCCUAGAAGGUCGCGCUCCAGAGAGAGAAGACGUAAAGAGAGAGGAAAGAGCAAAGAGAAAAAGACUGAAAAGAAGGAGAAAGCAGCUGAGGAUCCUCCAGCAAAGCUGCUUGAUGAUCUGUUCCGAAAAACUAAAGCAGCUCCUUGCAUAUACUGGCUUCCACUUACCGAUGAACAGUUUAUCCAGCGAGAAACUGCCAGAGCAGAGCGGGCAAAGGAGCGAGAGAAACGGAGGAAGGAGCAAGAGGAGGAGGAGGAGAAAAAAAGGGAAGAAGAGCGCAAGGAGAGGAUGAAAGCUGGAGGUGGCACAACAGGAGACCGGAGUGAGGGUGAGAAGGACAAGGACAGAGAAAGAGACAGAGACAGAGAACGCGGUAGAGACAGGGAGAGGGAAAGGGAAAGGGAGAGGGAAAAUGAUAAACGCAGGGAUGGCUAUCGAAGGCAGGGGGGCAGCGGGGCAGGUGGCGGCAGCAGCCGACGCUCACGCAGCCGUAGCGACCCGCGAGAAAGGCGGCGCUAAUGGCCAACCACCUGAUGGAACUGUCCUAGAGACCACCCGCUUCCAUUUGCCUUUCACUACAUGUACUUUGUUACAACUAAUACCCAACAGAGGACCAACUGAUGUCGUCACCAUCUCUCAAAUUGUCACCUUUUUUAAAGCACAUCUGCACCCACACACAGUCUUGCUUAAAGGGGACCAUGGUUUUUUGCAGUGUUGUUUCCCAGAGUGCUGUACGUCUUGCUCAUGUCAAGGUUUGAUAUAUUUUUUCCUUCUAGAUUUGCCUCUUUUUCUUUGUUUUUAUUCUUUUGACACCAUAGCAGUAUGGCACACUGGGUGAUUUUGAUAAUUUCUCUCAAUGUUACCCACUUACCCCAAAUUGUAGGUGCCAAUUCUAAUUUGCAAUCAAUUGUUGUUGCCUCAGUGUUUUACACUUGAUUUGGAUGAAGAAUCCUUUUGUUGCUGCAUGUAAUUCAAGGCUCUUUUUGCUAGUCCUGCCUACAAUGAAAACUCAGCCCUUGUGCAGAGGCCUGCAAAAAUAUUGGAACAGGUGUGUUUGGCAUUUUGUACAGACAUAGAGAUUACUCAAAAUCAAGUCUUUAAAUGAGGCAGCUCUUGGAUAUUUUUGGACAGGUGUGGAAUAACUAUUAAGGCAAUGAAGUGUUUGUCUCUCCCUCUGCUUAGUGAAGGAGAUGAGACGAAUCUGUGCAUCUCCCCGUCGCACCUGACACAAGUCCUGAUCAUGUCCUUAUGGCUUCUGUUCUCCCUCCCAUCUUUCCUCCUCUUCCUCCAGUUCUUUUAACCUGUUGUGUCCAUACAGGCUCAAGAGCAGAGGUCGCAUUAUAAGUUUUCUCAACAUUGUUUUUAAUAUUGUUUUUUAAUCGUAAUUUUUCAUUUAGUACAAAGGUUUGUUCUCAUUUUUUAAUUUCUUCUUUGAGUACGCCUAUCAGUGGUGAAUGUACAAAUAAUAAAAAUUGAAGUUUGAAA
Messenger RNA from Paralichthys olivaceus (Japanese flounder), 6348 nucleotides. RefSeq names its product apoptotic chromatin condensation inducer 1a (gene acin1a). The record is from RefSeq and is a predicted model, not a curated record. NCBI's taxonomy places the organism in Eukaryota, Metazoa, Chordata, Actinopteri, Pleuronectiformes, Paralichthyidae. Gene Ontology annotation, cellular component: ASAP complex; precatalytic spliceosome. Gene Ontology annotation, molecular function: RNA binding. Gene Ontology annotation, biological process: RNA splicing.